ACCUCAAAUGGACAUUUGAAACUCUGACACAAGGACAAUCCUGAACUUCCUUUUGGUUAUUAGUCUAGCUUUGGAUUCAUCACUUUUCUGAAGAUGUUGUGGACAGAUUUUCUAAGAUCACUUAUUUUUCUCAUUGCUACUAUAAUUGCUACGAAUGCUACCAGUGGUUUUGCACCUUACCAUUCAAUACCCAACUAUUUCAGCAUGUACAAUUCAGGAGACAAUCCUCAUUACAGCUCUGGCAAACCCACUGCCAGACACAAAAACCACUGUGCAUAUGUUGUGGAAAAGAGUGUCUCUUACACUGUUCAGGAUGGUGCAGCUCCUUAUGUGAAGGCUGAGUACAAAAAAUGUGACUGGAGGAAGAAGUGUCCAGGACUUAGGUACAGGAUGCUCUACAAGCCAGUUUUUAAAGUGGCAUACAAGACAAUGACUGAGUUAGAGUGGCGCUGUUGUCCUGGAUUCACUGGUGUGGGUUGUAACGUUGGACCUUCUGCUUAUGGAAUGAAAGCAAUGCCCCCCUUCAAGGGUCAAGGGCCAUCACACAAAGGUCCUAUGCCAUCUCAUAAAGAUCUGCAGCCAUCAUUUAAAGGACCUCAAUCUCCGUAUAAAGGCUCUAUGUCACAUUUCAAGGGCCCAAUGCCUGUCUAUAAGGGACGAAUGCCAUCUUAUAAUGAGCAAGUAAAUGGUUAUAAAGGGAGAGUGCCAUCCCAAAAAGGUCCAAAGCCUGUAUUUCAGCACCCAAUGUCCCAACCUAACUAUAAUAGAAACCUCUGGAAUCAACCACUGACCCCAAAUAACAUGAUGCAUGGAUAUCCUGGUCACCAUGCUGCACCACCUUAUCCAGAUACUUCAUUUGAGCCUUAUCAGGAGCCUGAAACAGAUCAUCCUGAUGCAGUGCUGGAACAAGACAAUCCUCUGACUAUAAAUCAAGAUUCUGAAGAUGAUACCAUUUCAGCUGAUCAUGAGCCAAUUACUAACUACCAGGAUCCCAUAACAGAUAACCAACAGUUCAUUCCACAGCCAGAGACAAAGCUGGGCUCUGAAACAAAGGCAUCUUCGGGUGACAGUGGACUAAAUCAGGCUGUUGAAGAAAACCGAGUAGGAGUUGAACGUUUAAAUCAGAUGGAAGAGGAUGUGCAGCGAAUUUCGCUUGGUCUUGAGACACUUCGUGCUAAAGUGAACAGCUUAGAAGACCACCUACUUACAUCACUCAGGGAAGAUGCAAACCGUAUGCUUUCUACCCUUCUCUCUGCACCUCCAGCUCCCAUUGCUGCUCCAUCUCGGGACAUGACUGUUGGUUUUGGAGAUCUGCCUGGAAGUGCACUAGAUAUAGAGGGGUCAGAUGCUGUAGGCCAGUUCCCAAACCUUGGUGAGUUGGCUGAAAAGCUGGCAGAGCUGCGUGCUGAGCUAAUGGCUAAGAACACAGAUCUCAUAGAGUUAAAAAACACAGUGCUAAACCAUGAGGGCACGCUACAGAGCCUGUCUGGACAGGCACUGAACCUAACAGAUUCUCAACAAGCCAUAGAGGCAAUGGUGGAGACCAAACUUAGUAAGGCAGGAGCAGUUGUUCUAGGAGAGUUUGACAAGCGUGUGAAAACUGCAGAGCAACGUUGCAAGGAUAGAGUGAUGGAGGUGCAUCACCAGUGCAAGAAAGACCUAAUGGAAGGUCAGGAACAACUGGAGCAGAUCAUAAAUGGUAGUGUGACAGCCUUAAAAAUUGAGCUCACAAACAUUCAAGCUGAUCUCCAAGUUCCAGAACCUGAAGAUACUUGCUGCAUAGCGAUGUCUGGAAUGACUGAAAGGAUGGUUCUUCUAGAGCAGUCUAUGGAUGGUUUUAACCAGUCCCAUAUGCACCUUCAAGCUGAGCUAAAUGGCCACAAGGACCAUGUAGAAGGUAUGAUAGAAGGGAGACUUGCCUAUGUGGAGUCACUUUUGAAUACAACAGAAAAGAAAAAUGGAAGUGUUGGUGCACAAACAUCUGGUAUUGAAGAAGACUACCUAGAGGAAAAGCUGAAGGAUCUUGAAAUUCGUUUGUUUGCUGUCAUGGAGGAACUAGGUAAUGUUUCAUCUUCAGCUCUGGUUGAAGGUCAAGCAGUGUUAGACACAAAAGUGACAUUCCUAAGAAAGAAGGUAGACAUAGAUCUGGACCUUAUUCAAAAGCAGCUUAACUCCUUUGAACUUAUGUGCAAUUCCUCUUGUGCUCCCCAACCAGUUCUUACAGAAUAUUCUGCACAGCUGCUAACUGUAGAAGAAAAAGACAAGAAAACACAUGACUAUCUUAAUGAGAAGCUCAGAGCACAGACAGAAAGGCUAGACCAUCUGAAUGCGACUCUAAAUUCUUUCCUUGUGCAGCUGACUGAAAGACAACAUGAGAAAGAGCUUGAAGGUGAGGUAACUCUGUUGAAGGUGACCAUGCACUCUGUCAAUAAUAUGCUUUAUGGACUCAAAGAUUCAUUUGGAAAGGUGGUGCAAGAAGUUGGACAAGUUAACCUUACCUGGCAAGAACGAGAGGAGAGGCUAGCACAGCAGGUUAAGGGUGUAGUGCAACUGGUUGGGCGGCAGGCUUCUAUGUUAGGUGCUGGGGAGAGGAGGCUGACCCGUCUGAAAGGCGAGUUACAGGAUCUAAGGAGGAGGCUGGCCUCAGAGCUCAAUGCCUGCCGUUCAACUGCUCUGGGAGUUCAGAAAGAGGUAACUGAUGUAGGGGGACGUGUGGCCCGUGUAGAAGGUCAGUGUGGUGGCUUGUCACGGCUGGCUGAAGACUUGGAUCUGAUCCGAGGAGAACUGGAAAAACAUUCAGAAGGAUAUUUUUCCCAGGUCAACAGCACCCUUGUCAGUCAUUCCCACCAACUGUCUGAGCUUAAAGAUGGACUUAAAAACUGUACUAAGAUCUCUGACUUAACAGGAGACAACUUCAUGGCAGUAACUCAGCUAUGGGAAGAACAACAAACUACUGAACCACCUAAACCUAGAGGAGACCAGUUUAUAGAUCCCACAAAUGUGUAAGAUAACAAAGAACUCAGGAAAGCUACGUAGUAUGAGAAAAUACUUUGAGAGGCUGCUCACACGCCAAGCAGUAUAUUUAAUUAUUUUUUACUAAAUUAAGUUCUGGGUGUCUUGGUAUAGGAGUGUGUAAUACUUAAUACUGGACAUUUAUAUGUGUCUGAA
Molecule: messenger RNA, 3168 nt
Organism: Clarias gariepinus (North African catfish)
Lineage: Eukaryota; Metazoa; Chordata; Actinopteri; Siluriformes; Clariidae
Gene: emilin3a
Product: elastin microfibril interfacer 3a
Exons: 4
Coding region: 94-3006 (970 amino acids)
Cellular component (GO): extracellular matrix
Molecular function (GO): protein binding
Source: RefSeq, a predicted model, not a curated record